Molecule: messenger RNA, 486 nt
Organism: Fusarium musae
Lineage: Eukaryota; Fungi; Ascomycota; Sordariomycetes; Hypocreales; Nectriaceae
Exons: 1
Coding region: 1-486 (161 amino acids)
Source: RefSeq, a predicted model, not a curated record
AUGACCGAAGCGCAAACUGAAGGCAGUGUCAAUGUUGAAGCGACAGGGACAGGAACAGCAACAUCUAAAACUGCUGCUACCGAGACAAACAGAGAUAGGGGCAGCUCAGGAACACCAGUAGGCGCAAUUGCUGGAGGAACAGUUGGCGGUGUAGCAGCACUCGCUCUCAUCGGCGUGGGAGUGUUUUUCUUCCUCCGCCGACAGAAGAAGAAGAGCAAAGCUUCAGAUUCAUCAAACUACCAACAAGCACCUAGAGGUGACAAACCGGGAUGGAGCCAGCAACAACAACAGCAACAGCAACAAGGCGGCUACUACUACUACUACGAUCCAAAUUCGCCAUCUGCGGGUUACAAUGGAAGCCCAAAUGGUCAGUAUGGAUAUCAACAGCCUGCUAUUCAUGAAGCUGGCGGUGAGGCCGUGGGGAGCAUCCCUCAGGAACUUCCAGAGAGUGGACCUGGGGAAAAGAAGCCUGUAGAGCUUGCUUGA